Molecule: messenger RNA, 4249 nt
Organism: Syngnathus acus (greater pipefish)
Lineage: Eukaryota; Metazoa; Chordata; Actinopteri; Syngnathiformes; Syngnathidae
Gene: nup160
Product: nucleoporin 160
Exons: 34
Coding region: 27-4184 (1385 amino acids)
Cellular component (GO): nuclear pore
Molecular function (GO): structural constituent of nuclear pore
Source: RefSeq, a predicted model, not a curated record
GUGACGUCACGCACCACGAGGCCAACAUGGCGGCGACGCUGGGCAGAAGCUUCAUUGAGGUCUGCGCAUUUGAACGGGAAGCUGUUCAGCGGUUCCGAGAAGUCGAAAUCAAGUUUGCUUCAGCACCUCCCGCAGGAGCUGUGAAAUUUCCAGAUGCAGCCGGAGCCUUCCACUAUGCCGACGGCGGCGACAAACUGCACUCCAUCACCAGCAACAGAUUCAUCUCAUGGAGCACGUCGGGCGACGCGGUGCAGUUGGUGGAGCACUCAUUGGAUGGCAACCUGUUAAACAACGCCGUGCGGCUGCGCUUUGCCAACUGCCAGGUGGUGCCAGGGGGCGUGGCCGUGGUCGAGACCCUCAACAACGUGGUCCUCCUGGUCGCCACCAAUCAGAGCGUCCAUAGGAUGCUGCUGCCGCACCCAAAGCCCGUGUAUCGCAACGACGCAAUGACGGAGCUCCACAUGCAGUCAGUGCUGACGGACUUGAUCAAGUUAAACCUGGACGACUCCUGCCACAGCGCCGCCAUCCCCGCCACGCUCACCCCCGCCGGCGGUGCCGCAGGGGUGAGCGCCGUGUGGCUCACGCAGCACGGAGACGCCAACUACGCCUUGGCCUCACCUGCAGGGGGCGUCGUGGUUGUCACACAGCCCGCGAAGGCGCGGCAAGGCGAGUGCUUUGUGUCGGAGCUGAAGACAAGUUGGGUGAUGCGGCGUCUGUCAGGGUGGAUCCCGAGCGCCAUGCGCGGCGAGCAGAGCGACGACGUGGCAAGCUUGGCGGUGCGAGAGCUGGACGACGACUCGCUGGUCUUGGCCAUGUGCCAGGACCAUAAACUGCGCAUGUGGUCCCUUCGGGAUCAGACGUGUGUGCUGGAGGUGGACAUGUUGGAGUACAUGCCGGUGGCGUGGAAGGGUGGCGGGCGGUGGUCAGGCGCGGGCCACCGCCUGCGCCUGACCUCUUGCUCAGCCUCGGGCCUGUGCCUGGCCGUGUACCUGGCGGUGCCCCACAGACGGCAGUUUGUGGUACUGCAGCUGCUGCCGGCCGACACCAACCGCUACAGCGUGGAGCGCAUCUCCUUGCUCUUCUGCACUCAGGAGACGCUGGUAGACUUUGUGCUGACCUCCACCGACAUUUGGGCCCUGUGGCUGGACGACGACGACAACGCCGUCGUCAAAUGCAUCAACUUUGAACAGAACGUGUCGGGUCAGUGGAAUCAGGUCUUUGUUCAGCCUCGCCCGGAGGAGGAGGUCCUCGUCGGCAUGGAUCAGGACCCCCGAGAGACUUACUUGGACGUCAUCUUCUCGCCGCUUCGCUUCACGGCGGCGGCAAUCGUCAAAGCCCUGCAGAUCUUUCGCCGAGGCGCCGACAUCCUCCCCGACGCCUCGUGGGAAGGACUGAGGAAGGAAGUCACGCUGGCCGUGGAGAACAAGCUCCAGAGCAGCGUGACGGAGUUUGAGUUCUCCCAGGACGAAUAUCGCCACCUUCAGGUGGAAUUUUGGUCCAAGUUUUACGCGUGCUGUCUUCAGUACCAGGAGGUUCUGGCCACGCCGCUCGCCAUCAGCGUCAGUCCUCACAGUCACAUGGCGUGCCUGCUCAAGAAGGGUUUCCUUUCCUUCCUGUUGCCUUGUUUCGCCGUUGACCAGCUCUACCUGUCCUCCGACGACCAAUUCUUGACUGAAGACGACGUGCCUUUCGUCGACGAGGCGGACAAGGCCGCGCUGAUGUCGUGUUUGCGUGUGCUGAGGGACGGCGUGUCCUCGGAGAUGGCGCACGACAUGGAGAGCGCGCUCCAACAUGCCGAGUCGCCGGAGAGGAGCGCCAAGCUGGUUCUGGACAAAAUGCUGGCGCAGGACAACAUGAUCGAGGACAUCCAGAACAAACUGCAAGAUGUUUGCAACCUGACGGCGGCCGUGUUGGGUCUUCUCAAAGAGGUGGAUCUAGAGACGGACUUGGACUUUGGAGAUGGUCCACUUUUACCGGGCGAAAGCAUGAGCGUGCGUGUGAGCGCGUCUCAGUUAUACUCGAGCACCACCGCUGUGUCGCUGAUGUGUCAAGCGCUGAGUGAUGUGAGCGCCACGCGGACGCUCCUCUGCAGGGACGUGCUGCUCCUCCUCAAACUCUGCCUACGGCUCGGCGAACACGUGUUGCCAGGCGGAGCGUCUCAGCUACUCCGGAUCCAACAGGAAUUGAUCCCACUGGCGUCUCAACUAUUGUCCUCCUAUUUCGUGCUCAAGCACUUCAGUCGAAGCGUUGGCGUGCAGGUCGCCGACGACGCCGUAGACGCCAACCUGCAGCACCUCAGCGCCUUACACCUCAGCGACGCCCCCGCGCUCACCGGCAGCGCUGCAGCGGCCAGUCACCAGUCGUCGGUGGAGAUGUUCUACCAGAGUUGCGGCCGCAAGCUGGCCAUCCGACACCUCUUCUCCCGGAUGGCAGACGGCGUCGCCGUCACCUGGAACGACUCGAUGGCCAUCGUCCUACAGGCGCUCGCUCAGCUGCUCUGGCCCAGCAAUUCCACCUUCCACUUCCCAGAAUGCCUGAUGGCCAACUGUCAGUACACUCACCUGCAGGACUACGUGCGUCUGAUUGGUUCCUGGUGUCAAGUGAACGUCGGCUCCUCCCGCUUCAUGUUAGCUCAAUGCUACCUUGCCAACGGCGAGGGUCACAAGGCCUUGCGGUGCUUCCAGGAAGCCGCCUCUGAGGUGGAAAAGGAAGACUUUCUCAUCAAAUUGUCGGGUGUCGAAGACGAGCAGGCCGCCGCCUGCUCGCCCACCUUGCGCUACUAUAACAAGGUGCUGCGUCUGCUGGAGGAUGUCGGGCUACCAGAACUUGUGAUCCAGUUAGCCACCUUAGCGUUAGCCGAGGCCGUCUAUGAUGUCAGCAGUCAGGCGGCCUUGUGGACCAGAAUCUUCAAGCAUCAUUUGGACCUGGGACACAACAACGAAGCUUAUGAGGCUUUGAUCCAGAACCCGGACUCCAGCAUGCAGCUGGACUGUCUCCGUCAGCUGGUGGUGGUUCUGUGCGAGCGGGCUCAGCUGCACGACCUGGUCCACUUCUCCUACGUCAAUCUGCACGAUGAGGUGGUCGGAAUCAUCGAAUCGCGUGCGAGAGGCGUCGACCUUCUCACGCACAACUACUACGAACUCCUCUACGCCUUUCACAUCAACAGACACAACUACAGGAAAGCGGGCACGGUGAUGCUGGAGCUGGCCAUGCGUUUAGGUCGCGAGGUGUGUUCGGUGCGUGGGCUGAAGAAACAGGUGAACUGCUUCCUGGCCGCCAUCAACUGUCUGCGCCUCAUCCGGCCUGAGUACGCGUGGAUGGUUCUGCCCGUCCCGGAGUCUGAGCGUCCGGGAGCGUCACCCAAACGAAACUCGGACGGUGAUGUUGUGAGCCCCCCAGUUAAGCGUCAAGUAGAGAUUUUGGAGCUGCGCGACCUGGAGAAAGAAUUCAUGAUUGCCACCUGUCGACUGGCACUAGCGCAACAUCAGCCGCAGGCGGCCACCGUCGCAGGCGGCGCCGGUCCGCACGAACUGGUGCGCCUCCUGCUGGACGCCGGGCUCUUCAUGUGCGCCCGGCAGCUGUGCAACGUCUUCAAGCUGCCGCUAGCGCCGCUCUUUGACGCGCUGACCUUCAGGUGCAUCAAGCUUCAGUUUGGUGGCGAGGAGGCUCAAAACGAGGCCUGGCUGUGGUUGGCCGCCAAUCAGCUCUCGUCCGUGGUCAACACCAAAGAGUCCAGUGCCGUAGACGAGGCAUGGCGCCUCCUGUUCUGGUUCCUUUCGGAGUUCCCGUCAUCCGACGGCCUUCACCACCGCCAAGUUCUGGUCAAGCUGCUGUCACACGGCGUGCCGCCACCCGAUUGGCUGGUCAAGUCCUACAAAGAGGUGGAUGCGGCAGCAUUGCUGCGUGUCUUUUUGAACUUUGACCUGCUAGACGAAGCAGCCGAACUGGUGAUUGAGUACGUUGACGCUCUGCUGGGACGCGGACACCAAUACUUUGGCAUCAAGACGCCGCUGUCGGCGCGCAAUCCGAGCGUGUGGCUGCCAUACACGCCCAUUGAUCAGCUGAUGGCGGCACUCAAGGACACGAGGAGCAACCAAGGCCUUUACGAGCGACUUGCGGACAAACUGGCCGACUACCACAAGAUGGUGGCGAACGCCACCAGGAUAACGCUGGCCACUCGUUAAUCUUUUUCAUGUAAAUACGACCUUUUUUGAUAUCAUGAGAAAAAUAAAUUACAUUGUGAAAGUGA